UGAGAGGGUUUCUGCGAGAGUAGCAUUUCGUUUAGAUACUGUUAUCCUGUUAUUCUCAGGAAAGUGUUUUAAGACAGCAGAACAAUACGUAAGCAUUUAACGUUGUGUAGUCGAUAACGUUUGGGGGAUUCUAUAGCUAAACGUCACUAGUUUGUUCAGGCGUAGUACGGUAACAUGAUUUUUCUAUGCUUAAUCUGUAAUGCCGUAAUAUAAAACUACUCAAUGUGUUGAUAGUACGUUUAUUAAUUUCUUUUUACUGGUUCAAAUAAGCUAGGCUUGGCAACUUUUCUUCAUCCAGUCGUUGGAACUACAUUUCCCUGCUUUCUCUCGACUGUUCGGUGAUGCGACAUGUCGUAAAAAUUCAGUCAACAACACCAAAUCCGAGAUGGACUCAACCAAAGACGGUUGACAGUUUCUGUCUUCAUCUUUAUUUGUUAUCUGAAAUGUUUAUCGCUAUCUAGUGACGCCAGGGUUCGGUACACAGGUCCGGUUGUGAAGAUGGAGGCCAUGGAGGAUGAUAGUUUGGACGUAAAAGACGACCAUAACCACAACUACUGUGCGAGCAGCAGCAGUAAGGUCCGCACGUAUCUUAGCAGCCGACUGUCGGAUGUAACGACGGUCCCGCAGCCCGUUUGCCCACCGGUACCGGGAGGGGAACCGGGGACUCGACGAGGGAAGCUACGGUCCGGCAGCACAGGAGGGUCAAAGUUCAUGGACUCGGAUUCAGGGAGUGAGAACAGCGAAGUCAGUGAGACUGACUGCACGGCUCCGCCAGCCGCCGCCGAGGGAAAAUUCACCCUCGAUUCUACUUCCAAGUUCCUCCUGAAUGCAAUGGCAGUAGAAGACUACCGGAAAAACCACUGGCCAAAUCUGGAGAAGGCAAUUGACCGUCUGCUGGUUCAGAAUCCCACAGACCACAUCUCUGUUUCUUAUGCACAGAUAUACAGUUACAUCUACAAGUGUGUUUGUCAGCAGCACUCUGAGCUGCUCUACAAUGAUUUGACAUCAAAAAUAACAACUCAUCUUCAACACGUCUCCACCCAUCUACAAACCAGCCCACCUGAGAACUUCAUUGAGAACUUCAAUGUUGCACUGACACAAUACACAGCUUCUCUUCAAUGUAUAGUUCCUGUAUUUAUGUACUUGAACAAGUUCUACAUCGAGUCAAAGCUGAACAGAGACCUAAGAGACGAUCUGAUGAAGCUGUUUGCUGAUCACGUCGCAGAAAAACAUGUGAACACACUGAUGCCUCUUCUCAUCAAAGCUCAUUCCAUGCCAUUUCAAGUGCAGCCAUCUACAAUGGCCAGUGUGGUUAAAGGCCUCUACAGCCUCCAACCAGAAUGGGCCCAGUUAGCCCCAGCUCUCUUCUCUGGGUUUAUUCCCCAAAUCAACCCUCCUGCUGUGGAGUCUCUGCUGUCUGACUACGCUGCUCAUGACCAGAAGCUACAGAUGGAACUCUCCAUGAACGGAUUUCCACGAGGUGACCAGUCUCGCAAGCGUGCCAGCGAUGACUCCUGAUGGCCGAGCCGGUGCCACAAGAUCCUUUGCGGAACUAUUACUGUGCCUCCUACAUCUUUAUCACAAGUUGGCUCACUGCACUAGGUACAAUGUUAACAAUGCGUCAGUUUCAUCUCCCUCGACUCAAGGUCACAAAACACUGUGAACAACAAAGAGAACAUGAUGUUGAGUUGUCGAGCAGAAGCUUAAUCUCACUGCACUAAAGAACAAGCACACAGGCAUCCAUUAUGGUGCUUUCCUCUGUGAUUAUGACGCAUCCAGCUUCAGUAUUUGUAGGAUGCUGCUGUGUGUCCUCAGACUGUUUUCCUCAUGCUCUCCUCAUUUGAAGAGUGCCUUCACCAUGUCUGUCUGAUCAGGUAUCCUGACAGGGGAUAGGCUGAUGGUGGGUAUUUCAUUCCUAACCUUUAACAUGGAAGUGUCUUGUGUGGUUUUGAUAGACUGGGCUAAUCAAGACUUUCUAUUGCUGCUAAUAAUACUGUCCAUGUGUUAAUACUACAAAUCCCUUGGUUUCACCCACUGUGUGUGUAACCCAGUGGCUACAGUCAACACAAGUGAGUAUGGAGAAAAAUGGAAACUAAAUCAUUGACCUCAACUAUGAUUCUCUUCUUCAUGUUGCCUUUACUGUGUUGGUAAACCGGAUUGUAUUUUCCAGUUACGCCAAAGAGGAUUUGCAGUACUUGUUUUUUUUUUUCUUUUAUAUAUAUAUAUAAUACAUCGGAUUCAAGCUGACAUUGUUAAUGUUGUAUGCUGUCUGAGCCAUUUCAGUUUUUUAUACUAACACGUUUUGAGCUUUGGUUGACCCGUUUGUUUGUUUAGACUUAAGUCAAAUUCUAACUUUGAAUAUUACUUAUUUGUUUUAGCCUCACAUGUAGGACUGGCAGGGAUUGCCACGUACGAACAUUACACAGAGUGCCAGAAAGCUUGGACAACCACAGAACAGUGUUUGAGAAUUUCCUAAUUGUCCUUCAGUCUGUUUGACAACUUGCCUAAAUCGUCCCUUAACUGUAAAUAUAUUCAACCUGUUGCUUCAUGGAUUUAUUGAAACAAAUGAUAUGCAAAUAAUGUUUUGACCUAAGUCUGGCACACCUGUGCAUUAAGUGUUCCUAACAUGUUAUAGGCCUGUUCAUGAUGUAAAUAGUUUUUGUCUUUGGAUAGUGCUCCGCGUACACUAGCGUCACUUGAAUAGAAGUAUUUGAUACAAGGUCUUACACUGUUUUAAGUGUAAAUAGAAGCUCAGGCUUGCUUCCUCUUUUCCGUCUGUGCUCUUGGAAAUGGUUCUCAUCAUCUUUCAAAUAAACUUACUUCAUUAACCCUGGGACACAGUUGAUUUUACUUUUCACUAUUCAGUAUUUUUAAAUCUGGAUCUUGAGAAGUGAUGUUCUCUUCAAUAAGUAGGCAUUAUUGUAAACUUAAUGAAGCAGAAGGAAACCAGAAUCAUUGCAGAUGCCAAACACUGGAUGUAUUAUGUUAUUUACUGAGAUUAUAUCACUUUGUCUUUUAACAUGCUGCAACAAUAUCCAUGUUGAAACAAAUGAAUAAAAUUCCACUUGGUUCAAAUGCUGUU
Molecule: messenger RNA, 3082 nt
Organism: Seriola dumerili (greater amberjack)
Lineage: Eukaryota; Metazoa; Chordata; Actinopteri; Carangiformes; Carangidae
Gene: cacul1
Product: CDK2 associated cullin domain 1
Exons: 8
Coding region: 499-1518 (339 amino acids)
Biological process (GO): ubiquitin-dependent protein catabolic process
Molecular function (GO): ubiquitin protein ligase binding
Source: RefSeq, a predicted model, not a curated record